UGCAGCUAAGUGCCCUAAAUCCAAUCAGACAAUCAAUAUAAUACACAACCAAACUCCUAUGCAGGCAGCUCUCCAACCGGAGAUGAUCAAACCUAUUCCUGCACCUAAGAAUAAGUGAGUUGAAAAAACUGGUACUAAACCUACUGCGCAGAAAUUUACAGCUUUGGAAAAAGGUAAAGGAGUUACAAUCAGUGAUAAAAUAAAAAAUACAGCUCCUCAGUUGGAAGCCAAUAGGGUGAUGAGCAAUGCUUUGAUUAUCUAUGAUCAACCUUCAUCUUCCAAGCAACAAUCUCAGUUGGAAAUCACUUCCAAUUUUGUUGAGGAUGAUAUAGAUACUGAGGAGGUUUACCAUGAACCAUUUCCUGGAACCAUUGAGAAGCCUGCAAACACAUCAAACAAAGAAGAAAUUAAGGAGCUUCUUAAUAAGUCAGUCAAGGGUAUUGUACACAACUCAAUUAUUAGCUCAGUUAAGGAUGAUGCUCUCCUCAUUCCUAUGAAACAGCAGAUGGAUUAUGAUCCUGAAUUGGUGACUAAGGAAUACUACUCUGAUGGAGAGACAGAAAACAUCAAGGAACCUUUACUUAAUUGGCUAGUUGAUUGGCAGGAUAUAAAAAAUAAGGUGGAGGCAAUGGCUACAAAGCUGGAGUUAGCUGAUGAUCAAGUUCUAGAAGAAUCAAGGAAUGAAUCCCAGCCUGUUGAUAAUGAUUUGCAAAUGGAACAAGCCUCUGAGACUAAUGAGUUUAUCACAGUCAGCAGCAGAAAGAGCAAAAGAAGAGACAUAGCAGAUAGUGCUCCCAGGAUUACAAGGAAUGCUGCAAAAAAGAAAAAAGGGUCAGUAGUGUCAGGAUCUGAUUGUAGUAUCAGUUCUGUGGCUUCUCAAAAAUUAUCCAAUCUUUCUUAAUGAAUUGUUUGGUUUGGAAUGUAAGGGGGUUGGAUUCUGCUGCAGCCAGGUUAUGUUCUUUAAUCAGGCAAUGGCAUAUCCAUAUCCUAGUAGUUAUUGAACCUAUGGUCAAUUCUUCUAAGGCUGAUUCUUUAAAGAAAUGUUUUGGUAUGUCUAAUGUUUUACACUCUUCUCAUAAUAAGAUUUGGAUUUACUGGGACCCAGAUCAGGUUGCUCUGUCAGAUAUUUCCUGGCACUUACAAUUUGUUCAUAUGAAGAUUAACAGAGAUAGUUUUCAUGGUUGGCUUACAGUGAUUUAUGGUAAGCAUAACCCUUUGUGCAGAAGAGAAUUGUGGAAUGAGUUGAGUUCUAUUUCUAGCAAUAUGUCAGAUCCUUGGCUACUGGGGGGGUAAUUUUAAUGCUAUUGCAUCACAUAGUGAACACAAAGGGAGGUCCAUGCCUAAUUUGAGUAGUAUUCUGGAUUUCUCAGAUUGUAUAGCUGCAUGUAAUCUGAUCUCUCCUAACUACAAUGGACCACUAUUCACUUGGGCUGGAGUGAGAUCUAAUGGGUGGGUUUGGAGGAGAUUGGAUAGAUUCCUAUUUAAUUCUAGAUGGAGUGAUUCUUUUAAGAAAAUUUUGGUGGAUGUGUUGGAAAAAACCCCAUCUGAUCACAGUCCACUACUUAUUGCAUGCUUUGUUGAAGGUACUUGUUAUCCUAAACCCUUUAAAUUUCAGAAUAUGUGGACCCAUCAUGCUACCUUUCUUGACACUGUGAAGAAGAGUUGGGAUGCCAUUGAUACCUAUGGUGGCAUGAGGGGCUUUGUUCAUAAACUGAAGCAAUUAAAGCUGGAUCUUAAAUUAUGGAACAGAAAUACCUUUGGGAAUCUUUUUGAGGAUAUUAAGGUUUGUGAAGAUCAGGUUAUGAAAGCUGAAAGACUCUUUGAAAGCUGUCCAAGUGAAGAAAAUAUAGAAAAUUGGCAACAUUUUAGAGCUCUUUUUGCUGCUAAGCAUAAAUUGGAAAGAAAGUAUUGGAAUCAAAAGGCCAAUAUCAAAUGGCUCAAGGAAGGUGAUGCCAAUACCAACCAUUUCCAUUCUUAUGUUCAAACUAAGCACAGAAAACAUUCUAUCACUACAAUUAAUAAUAGCAGAGGGGAGGAAGUUACCAGUCAGGCAGAUAUUGGUGAUGCAGCCAUAACUUUAUUCUCUGACCUAUACUCUGUGGAUCCAGAUAUUGAUGCAGCUGAGAUUUUGAAGUUUAUCCCUCACCUGGUUUUAGAAGAGGAUAACAACAUGCUGAUUAACUUGCCAGAUAAAGAUGAAGUCAAAACAGCAGUGUGGAAACUUGAUCAAAACAGUGCUCCAGGCCCAGAUGGUUUCAAUGGGAAAUUUUUUAGAAAGUGUUGGCAUAUUAUUGGGGAUGAUUUGGUCAGGGCUAUUCAGGAAUUUUUUAUGGGCAUCCCUAUUCCUAGAGGGGUUGCAAGCAGCUUGGUGGUUUUGAUUUCCAAGGUGGAUAAUCCCUCUUCAUUUGGUGAAUUCAGACCAAUUUGUCUAUCCAAUUUCAUCAGUAAAGUGUGUACCAAAAUUCUUGUUGACAGGCUGUCAUCUAUUUUACCUAAGCUUAUUUCACCUGAACAGAUUGGUUUUAUGAAUAACAAGGAUAUUGUUGAUCAUGUUUUAAUUGCC
This is a messenger RNA of Cuscuta europaea, 2563 nucleotides long. NCBI's taxonomy places the organism in Eukaryota, Viridiplantae, Streptophyta, Magnoliopsida, Solanales, Convolvulaceae. The record is from the annotation of a GenBank genome assembly.